Molecule: messenger RNA, 314 nt
Organism: Acanthisitta chloris (rifleman)
Lineage: Eukaryota; Metazoa; Chordata; Aves; Passeriformes; Acanthisittidae
Product: nuclear pore glycoprotein p62-like
Exons: 3
Biological process (GO): protein import into nucleus; RNA export from nucleus
Cellular component (GO): nuclear pore central transport channel; nuclear pore
Molecular function (GO): structural constituent of nuclear pore; phospholipid binding
Source: RefSeq, a predicted model, not a curated record
ACUGGAUCAGGAACUCGACUUCAUUCUGUCACAGCAAAAGGAGCUUGAAGACCUGUUGACCCCUCUGGAGGAGUCUGUGAAGGAGCAGAGUGGAACCAUCUACCUGCAGCAUGCGGAUGAGGAACGGGAGAGGACCUACAAACUGGCUGAAAACAUUGAUGCUCAGCUGAAGUGCAUGGCACAGGAUCUGAAGGACAUCAUUGAUCACCUCAAUACUUCAGGAGGCCCAGCAGACACGAGUGACCCGCUUCAGCAGAUCUGUAAAAUUUUGAAUGCCCACAUGGAUUCACUGCAGUGGAUUGACCAGAACUCAG